CAACUUUAUAAUAAAGGUUCGUAGAAGAAGAGCGGCCCUAAGGCAUGGCGGCUGUCAGUUUGUAAUGAGCCAGCGAAACCAUAACAAAGUCCUGCAAUUCGAACUAAUCACAUUUAUACCACGUUUGUGGACACUCUACCGUCAAAAUGCAGAUUACGUUGAAAACUCUGCAACAGCAGACGUUCAAAAUCGACAUUGACGAAGAGGAGACGGUGACAACAUUAAAAAAGCGAAUCGAACAAGAGAAGGGAUUGGACGAUUUUCCUGUUGCCGGGCAAAAACUAAUUUAUGCUGGUAAAAUCCUCAGCAAUGACUCCGCCCUCAAAGAAUACAAAAUUGAUGAGAAGAACUUUGUUGUUGUCAUGGUGACAAAGCCUAAAAAGGGCCCAGCUGCCACUAAGCCGUCAUCCUCAUCCAGCACCGAGGCACCUGUGACGACGACGCCCACGUCACAGACGCCCACAGAGCGUGUCCCGGCUGAUGGCCAACCAGAUGCAAGGCGACCUGCCGCUGCCUUCCCCACGCCUCUUUCUGCCGGAAGCUUGGAGGCUUCCAUGAACUUAAUUGACGAAGCAGGUUCGAAUCUCGUGACAGGCACGUCGUACGACGCCAUGGUGACCGAGAUGAUGCUCAUGGGCUACGAGAGGGAGCAGGUAGUGGCGGCUCUGAGAGCGAGCUUUAACAACCCAGACCGGGCUGUGGAGUACCUGCUCUCGGAAAUCCCAAGCAGAGACCAGGUCCAAGCCAGAGGCUCUGACGCUGCGUUUUCUCCACUGACUGGCGCUCUAAGUGGACCUACAGGGGAUAUAAGCGACCCGCUCAACACUGGCGCUUCAGAAGGUGCAGGCAAUCCGCUCAGCUUCCUAAGGAAUCAGCCCCAGUUCUUUAUGAUGCGACAGUUGAUCCAGCAGAACGCUGCACUGCUUCCCGCGCUGCUGCAGGAAAUUGGCAGGGAAAACCCAGAGCUUCUGCAGGAAAUCAGCAACAAUCAAGAGCACUUCAUCCAGAUGCUGAAUGAACCCCUUCCAGAGCCGUCACCGACAGCCGGUGGAGGCGGGGGAACCGCCGGUGCGCCGGUGGACUCUCAAAGCGGAAGUAACAUGAGCUACAUCCAGGUCACCCCGCAGGAAAAAGAAGCCAUUGAGAGGUUAAAAGCCUUAGGAUUUCCAGAGGGACUCGUUAUACAAGCUUACUUUGCUUGUGAGAAGAACGAGAACUUGGCUGCCAAUUUCCUUUUACAGCAGAAUUUUGAUGACGACUGAUGGACGAUUUACAACGUAACUUUUUUGAUUUCCGGUAUUGGCUAUUAAUAUACAGUAAAAGAGAUUUAAAUAAAUAUCUCCCCACCAAA
Molecule: messenger RNA, 1351 nt
Organism: Entelurus aequoreus (snake pipefish)
Lineage: Eukaryota; Metazoa; Chordata; Actinopteri; Syngnathiformes; Syngnathidae
Gene: rad23b
Product: RAD23 homolog B, nucleotide excision repair protein
Exons: 10
Coding region: 147-1262 (371 amino acids)
Biological process (GO): nucleotide-excision repair; proteasome-mediated ubiquitin-dependent protein catabolic process
Cellular component (GO): nucleoplasm; cytosol
Molecular function (GO): ubiquitin binding; proteasome binding; polyubiquitin modification-dependent protein binding
Source: RefSeq, a predicted model, not a curated record